AUGAAGCUGUCGUACAUUCUCGCCUUUGCUGCUAUGGCCGCUGCCACGACUGCCAUCCCCACCAACGCUGCCUCAAUGACGGAGACGAAAGAACCCGUCAGGAACCUGCGAGCUAGCCGUCGACUUGGUGGCGGCGGCGGUCUUCUUGUUGCGAACGGCGAGGGCCCAGCAGCUCCAAGCCCGAGCACCACCAACCCGGGCAACGAGAAGCAGGUGACGCCGAAACCCGCGGAGCAGUUGACGCCGAACCCCGCGGAGCAGGUGACGCCGAACCCCGCGGAGCAGGUGGUUCAAAACGGCGGUCAACCAAACGGUGGCGGAGAAGACGUCAAGAGCGACGAGGAGAAGAAGAAGGAAGAGGAGAAGAAGAAGGAAGAGGAGAAGAAGAAGGAAGAGGAGAAGAAAAAGGAGGAGGAGAAGAAGAAGGAGGAGGAGAAGAAGAAGGAGGAGGAGAAGAAGAAGGAGGAGGAGAAGAAGAAGGAGGAGCAGAAGAAGGAGGAGCAGAAGAAGGAGGAGCAGAAGAAGGAGGAGCAGAAGAAGGAGGAGCAGAAGAAAGAGGAGCAGAAGAAGGAGGAGCAGAAGAAGGAGGAGCAGAAGAAGGAGGAGCAGAAGAAGGAGGAGCAGAAGAAGGAGGAGCAGAAGAAGGAGGAGCAGAAGAAGGAGGAGCAGAAGAAGGAGGAGCAGAAGAAGGAGGAGCAGAAGAAGGAGGAGCAGAAGAAGGAGGAGCAGAAGAAGGAGGAGCAGAAGAAGAAGGAGCAGAAGAAGGAGGAGCAGAAGAAGGAGGAGCAGAAGAAGGAGGAGCAGAAGAAGGAGGAGCAGAAGAAGGAGGAGCAGAAGAAGAAGGAGCAGAAGAAGGAGGAGCAGAAGAAGGAGGAGCAGAAGAAGGAGGAGCAGAAGAAGGAGGAGCAGAAGAAGGAGGAGCAGAAGAAGGAGGAGCAGAAGAAGAAGGAGGAGGAGGAGAAGAAGGAGCAAGAGAAGGUGAUUCAGGUCGCUCCGUUGCCAAACCCCCAGGACCAGGUGAUCCAGAGCGGUCCUUUGCCGAAUGUCGGUGGAGAGGGCGUCAAGACCUACAUGGAGAACAAGGAGCAGGAGAAUGUGACUCAGUUUGCUCCGUCGCCGAACCCCCAGGACCAGGUGAUCCAGAGCGGUCCUUUGCCGAAUGUCGGUGGAGAGGGCGUCAAGACCUACAUGGAGGAGACGGAGCAGGAGAAUGUGACUCAGUUUGCUCCGUCGCCGAACCCCCAGGACCAGGUGAUCCAGAGCGGUCCUUUGCCGAAUGUCGGUGGAGAGGGCGUCAAGACCUACGAGGAGGAGACGGAGCAGGAGAAUGUGACUCAGUUUGCUCCGUCGCCGAACCCCCAGGACCAGGUGAUCCAGAGCGGUCCUUUGCCGAAUGUCGGUGGAGAGGGCGUCAAGACCUACAUGGAGAACAAGGAGCAGGAGAAUGUUACUCAGUUUGCUCCGUCGCCGAACCCCCAGGACCAGGUGAUCCAGAGCGGUCCUUUGCCGAAUGUCGGUGGAGAGGGCGUCAAGACCUACGAGGAGGAGACGGAGCAGGAGAAUGUGACUCAGUUUGCUCCGUCGCCGAACCCCCAGGACCAGGUGAUCCAGAGCGGUCCUUUGCCGAAUGUCGGUGGAGAGGGCGUCAAGACCUACAUGGAGGAGACGGAGCAGGAGAAUGUGACUCAGUUUGCUCCGUCGCCGAACCCCCAGGACCAGGUGAUCCAGAGCGGUCCUUUGCCGAAUGUCGGUGGAGAGGUCGUCAAGACCUACGAGGAGGAGACGGAGCAGGAGAAUGUGACUCAGUUUGCUCCGUCGCCGAACCCCCAGGACCAGGUGAUCCAGAGCGGUCCUUUGCCGAAUGUCGGUGGAGAGGUUGUCAAGACCUACGAGGAGGAGACGGAGCAGGAGAAUGUGACUCAGUUUGCUCCGUCGCCGAACCCCCAGGACCAGGUGAUCCAGAGCGGUCCUUUGCCGAAUGUCGGUGGAGAGGUUGUCAAGAGCGACGAGGAGAAGAAGAAAGAGAAAGAGGCAAAGGAGGAGGAGAAGGAGAAAAAGAAGCAGGAGAAAGAGAAAAAGAAACAAGAGAAGGAAGAGGAGAAGGUGAGGAAAGAGCAGGAGAAGAAGGCGAAACAAGAGGAGAAGGAGAUGAAGAAACAAGAGAAGGAAGAGGAGAAGGAAAAGAAGGAGCAGGAGAAGAAGGCGAAGAAGGAGGAGAAGGAGCGAAAGGAGCAGGAGAAGAAGGAGCAGGAGAAGAAGGAGCAGGAGAAGAAGGAGGAGAAGAAGGAGGAGAAGAAAGAGGAGCAGGAACCGCGUCCUGAAACACCUGAGAACGAAAACGUGGGGCAGGAGUCACCGCUGCCCGGAACUCCCGCUCCCGAAGUCUCGACGCCUGCCAUUCCAACGCCUGAAGUUCCUACGCCCGUUUUCUCGACGCCCGAAAUUCCGGAGCUCGAGAACGUGGAGCAGAAGGCGCCGCUGCCCGGAACUCCAGUGAUCGAGAACGUGGGGCAGAAGGCGCCGCUGGUCUCAGAUCCGGCCCUCGGAUAUUCAGGGGGCGCGUAUCCGAUGCCUGUGGUUGUGUAG
Molecule: messenger RNA, 2586 nt
Organism: Hyaloperonospora brassicae
Lineage: Eukaryota; Oomycota; Peronosporomycetes; Peronosporales; Peronosporaceae
Source: the annotation of a GenBank genome assembly